Messenger RNA from Alosa alosa (allis shad), 645 nucleotides. Its product is annotated as myosin IA heavy chain-like. NCBI's taxonomy places the organism in Eukaryota, Metazoa, Chordata, Actinopteri, Clupeiformes, Clupeidae. Gene Ontology annotation, cellular component: myosin complex; cytoplasm; vesicle. Gene Ontology annotation, molecular function: actin filament binding; microfilament motor activity; ATP binding. The record is from RefSeq and is a predicted model, not a curated record. Gene Ontology annotation, biological process: actin filament organization; vesicle transport along actin filament. The transcript has 2 exons.
AUGGUGUUAGAAAGAGAAGUAUCAGAUUUGGUUUUAUUGGAUGAACUUUAUCCACCACUUAUUUUAAACAAUUUAAGAAUAAGAUUUUUAAAAAAUGAAAUUUAUACUAAUAUAGGUAAUAUAUUAAUAGUAUUAAAUCCAUUUAAAGAAUUACCUAUAUAUGAUGAUGAAACAAUAUUAGAUUAUUAUAGUAAAUUAAGAAAUUAUGAGAAUGUAAAUCCACAUUCAUUUGUUAUAGCAGAUUCUUCAUAUAGACAUUUAUAGAAAUCAUUAGAAAGAAAAAAUUAGAAAAAUCAAAGUGUUGUUAUAAGUGGAGAUUCUGGUAGUGGAAAAACAGAAACAACAAAACAUAUAUUAAAAUAUAUAACAUAUAUAACUAAUAAUGAUUUAGAAGUAUACGGUGAUAAUAAAAAUAUUACAAAAAAUAUAGAUAAAAAAAUAUUAAAUACUAAUCCAGUUUUAGAAACUUUUGGUAAUGCAAAAACAUUAAGAAAUAAUAAUUCUAGUAGAUUUGGUAAAUAUUUAAAGAUAUAUUUUGAUGAUAAUUUAAAUAUUAGAGGAGCAAAAAUAUUCAACUAUUUAUUAGAAAAAAUGAGAGUCUGUAAACAAAAUAAUCACGAAAGAAAUUUUCAUAUAUUUUACUAG